Molecule: messenger RNA, 2342 nt
Organism: Mangifera indica (mango)
Lineage: Eukaryota; Viridiplantae; Streptophyta; Magnoliopsida; Sapindales; Anacardiaceae
Product: probable clathrin assembly protein At4g32285
Exons: 1
Coding region: 233-2116 (627 amino acids)
Biological process (GO): vesicle budding from membrane; clathrin-dependent endocytosis; clathrin coat assembly
Cellular component (GO): clathrin-coated pit; clathrin-coated vesicle
Molecular function (GO): clathrin heavy chain binding; phosphatidylinositol-4,5-bisphosphate binding; 1-phosphatidylinositol binding
Source: RefSeq, a predicted model, not a curated record
CCUCUCUCUUACUUGCUUAUUACUCCAGCAAACAGAGAAAAAUCUGGUACUUGAUUAACUCUCAGAUCCGGUGCGUCUUCUCAGCUACAGUCGUCAUCUCCGCCGACGAUUUUGGUCAACCGAGUCAAUAGAUCUUCCAUUCUCAUUCAGAUCCACCGAGCCAAAAAGGUUUGUACAAUCCAAACAAUUCUUUUGAUAAACAUUUAAUUUUACUUCUCUGUAUUGUGAAACGAUGGCUCCAAGCACGAUCCGUAAGGCGAUCGGUGCAGUGAAGGAUCAAACGAGUAUAAGUUUGGCAAAAGUGGCUGGUAACAUUGCACCGGAGCUUGAAGUUUUGGUUGUUAAAGCCACUAGUCAUGAUGAUGAGCCGGCUGAUGAGAAAUAUAUUAGGGAAAUAAUAAGUAUGACUUGUUAUUCUAGAGGGUAUGUUACUGCAUGUGUUGCUACUAUAUCAAAGAGAUUGAGUAAAACUCAUGAUUGGAUAGUGGCCGUGAAGGCACUCAUGCUAGUGCACAGGCUUUUGUUAGAUGGGCAUUUGCUGUUUGGCGAGGAAAUUGUGUAUGCAACGAGGAGAGGGAUGAGGGUUUUGAAUAUGUCAGAUUUUAGAGAUGAGGCACAUUCAAAUUCGUGGGAUCAUGGUGGCUUUGUGAGGUUUUAUGCUAUGUACUUAGAUGAGAAGGUGGAAUUUGAUGUUUAUGAGAAGAAAAAACAGGGUGGGGAUGGAAAAUUUGAGGAGAAAGAUGAUAGGUUUAAGGAUGAUUUUGACUAUGGAAUGGGGACAGGAUCGAGAUCAUAUGGUGAUGUGAAAGAGUCAGUGAAAAGAGAGGAAAAAAAAGAGGCUACUCCUAUGAGAGAAAUGAGUCCUGAGAGGGUAUUAGCGAGGUUGAAUCAGUUGUUGAGGAUCCUUGAUAGGGUUUUGAGUUGUAGGCCAACAGGUGCUGCCAAGAAUAGCAGGUUGGUGCUUGUUGCACUUUAUUUGGUUGUGAAGGAGAGCUUUGGGUUAUAUAUUGAGAUAUGUGGCGCAUUGGGGGUGUUGUUGGAUAGAUUUACAGAGAUGGAGUAUGCAGAUUGUGUCAGGGGUUUUGAUACUUAUGUUAGUGCAGCCAAGAUGAUUGAUGAGCUCGUGGGAUUUUAUGGUUGGUGCAAGGACAUGGGGAUUGCAAGAUCAUCCGAGUACCCAGAAGUGCAGAGGAUUACUGAUAAGCUUUUGGGGACACUUGAUGGUUUCUUGAAGGAGAUGGCAAACAGACCAAAGAGUCCUGAGAGAGUUAGGGGGGAGAAACCUUCUAUUAAGGAAGAAGCGGAACUAGAUAUUAAUGAGGUUAAGGCUCUGCCUCCACCUGAGAGUUACACUGCUCCACCACCACCUCCACCUGAGCCCCAACAAGCUCCCAAACCUCAGCCUCAACAGGUAACAGAGGAUUUGGUAAAUUUAAAGGAGGAUGCAAUUACAGCUGAUGAGCAAGGCAACAAACUGGCUUUAGCUUUGUUCCCUGGGCCACCAACUACAAAUACAAAUGGUUCAUGGGAAGCAUUCCCCUCAAAUGGAGAACCUGAGGUGACUUCUGCAUGGCAAACACCAGCUGCUGAGACUGGUAAAGCAGAUUGGGAAUUAGCUUUGGUGGAAUCUGCAAGUAAUCUAUCCAAGCAGAAAGCUGCAUAUGCAGGUGGUUUUGAUCCAUUAUUGUUAAAUGGCAUGUAUGAUCAAGGGGCAGUAAGACAGCAUGUAAAUGCCACUCAACUGACUGGUGGAAGUGCAAGCAGUGUGACACUGCCUGUGCCAGGAAAGAGUUCUACACCAGUUCUGGCUCUGCCUGCCCCUGAUGGGACUGUUCAAAAGUUGGGGAAUGAAGAUCCAUUCGCAGCAUCCCUUUCUGUGCCGCCUCCAGCUUAUGUGCAGAUGGCAGAAAUGGAGAGGAAGCAGCAGUUUCUUGUAAAGGAACAGCAGCUGUGGCAGCAAUAUGGAAGGGAUGGGAUGCAAGGCCAAGUUGGUUUGAACAAGAUUGCUGGUAACCUUGGCUAUUAUGGUCCUAAUCCUCAACUCAUGAUGCCUUAUGGGAUGCCACAGGUCACUGGUAUGGGGCAGCCUGGAGGGUAUUACUAUGCCCCCUAUUGAUUAGGCUGUAUUUAUGGAGGUCUGGUUUUUCCUUUGCUGCACAUUACUACGUACUUCCCCCCAUGGAAGAUGUUCUCUAUCUUCUAAAGUUUUUUCACCAUUUUCUUGUGUACUUACCUUCAUCCGAUGGAGUAAAGCACGCAGGAUUUGAUAUUGAAUAUAGUAAAUGACUAGUGUCUAUCACAAUUUGUCCAAUAUUUUAUAAUAUUUUACGGUUGUUAAACAA